AUGGCGUCCCCGCAGGGGCCGCAGCUGCAGCCGGAGCCGUCCCGGGAGGGCCCCGCGGGGUCCCCGGGGGCGGAGCCCGAGACGCUGAGCCCGGACGAGCAGGAGCUGCUGGCCAAGCUGGAGGAGCAGAACCGGCUGCUGGAGGCCGACUCCAAGUCGAUGCGCUCGGUGAACGGCUCCCGGCGCAACAGCGGCUCCUCGCUGGUCUCCAGCUCCUCGGCCUCGUCCAACCUGAGCCACCUGGAGGAGGACACCUGGAUCCUCUGGGGCCGCAUCGUCAACGAGUGGGACGAGUGGAGGAGGAAGAAGGAGAAGCUGCUCAAGGAGCUGAUCCGGAAGGGGAUCCCGCACCAUUUCCGCGCCAUCGUGUGGCAGCUGCUGUGCAGCGCGGCCGAGCUGCCGCUCAAGGCCCAGUACUCGGAGCUGCUGCGCAUGAGCUCCCCCUGCGAGCGCCUGAUCCGCCGCGACAUCGCCCGCACCUACCCCGAGCACGACUUCUUCAAGGGCCAGGACAGCCUGGGCCAGGAGGUGCUCUUCAAUGUCAUGAAGGCCUAUUCCCUGGUGGAUCGUGAGGUCGGUUACUGCCAGGGCAGCGCCUUCAUCGUGGGACUGCUGCUCAUGCAGAUGCCGGAGGAGGAGGCGUUCAGCGUCUUCGUGCGCCUGAUGCAGGAGUAUCGCCUGCGGGAGCUCUUCAAGCCCAGCAUGGCCGAGCUGGGGCUCUGCAUUUACCAGUUCGAGUUCCUGCUGCAGGAGCAGCUGCCGGAGCUGAACGUGCAUUUCCGCUCCCAGAGCUUCCUCACCUCCAUGUACGCCUCCUCCUGGUUCCUCACCCUCUUCCUCACCACCUUCCCCCUGCCCGUGGCCACGCGCGUCUUCGACAUCUUCAUGUACGAGGGUCUGGAGAUCGUGUUCCGCGUGGGGAUGGCCCUGCUGCAGUUCAACCAGGCCGAGCUGGUGCAGCUGGACAUGGAGGGCAUGUCCCAGUAUUUCCAGAAGGUGAUCCCUCACCAGUUCGACUCGUGCCCGGACAAGCUGAUCCUGCGCGCCUGCCAGGUCAAAUACAACCCCCGCAAGAUGAAGAGGCUGGAGAAGGAAUACGCCGCCCUCAAGAGCAAAGAGAUGGAGGAGCAGAUCGAGAUCAAGCGGCUCCGCUCUGAGAAUCGCCUGCUCAAGCAGCGCAUCGAGACCCUGGAGAAGGAGAGCGCAGCCCUGGCCGAUCGCCUCAUCCAGGGCCAGGUGACGCGGGCGCAGGAGGCCGAGGAGAACGACGUCAUCCGGCGGGAGCUGGCGCUGGUGCGGCAACGCUGCAGCUCAGCCACAGAGAGCCUGAGGCGGGCACAGAGCACCAUCAGGGAGCUGCAGGGUAACCCCCGCCUGAGCGAGGAGUUCGUGGCGCACCUGGAGACGGAGCUGGAGCGGUCGCGGCUGCGCGAGAGCGAAACCCUGGGAGCCCUCAAGGAGAUGCAGGACAAGGUCCUGGACAUGGAGAAGCGGCAGCCGCUGCUCCCGGAUGACUCCAGCGUGGUUCGGCUGCAGGAGGAGCUGCAGGAGCUGGCACUGAGGGACAUCGGGGACAUCGGGGACAUCGGGGACACCUGGCAGGGACACCUGGUGUGCGGGGGCCGCUGGAAGGAGCCGCGGGCGCUGCACGAGGCCGUGCUGGGGGUGCAGCUCCGCGAGAGCCAGGCCCAGGCGGAGCUGAGGGCGCUGAGACAGAGGGUGCUGCACCUGGAGACACAGGGGCGCAUCCAGCGGUCGGUGCUGGGCCGGGCCGAGCAGGCCUGCGCUGGCCUAAGGGAGCAGCUCCGUGCCGCGGCCGCCCAGAGCCAGGGGCUGCAGGCCCAGCUCAGCGAGAGCCACCGGAAACACGCGGAGGCUCAGUGCAAGAGCAAGGAGGAGGUGAUGGCCGUGCGGCUGCGCGAGGCCGACAGCAUGGCCGCCCUGGCCGAGAUGAGGCAGCGCGUGGCCGAGCUGGAGAUCCAGCGGGAGGAGGGGCGGCUGCAGGGCCAGCUGGAGCACUCGGACGCGGCGCAGUACAUCCGGCACCUGCAGGGCCACAUCCGGCAGCUCAAGGCCGAGAUCCGGCUGCUGCGGGGGCCGCUGUCCUUUGGCGCGGUGGCCUUGGGGACGCGCCUGGGGGACGAGGACUCGCUGGGCUCCUCGGACGAGGAGCUGCCCCCGCCGCCCUUCACCCUGACCCCGGGGGACAUCGGGGACACCGGGGACAGCAGCGACAGCGAGCCCGAGGUGCCACCGACGGCACCGUGA
Agelaius phoeniceus (red-winged blackbird) is the source of this 2268-nucleotide messenger RNA. The record is from RefSeq and is a predicted model, not a curated record. NCBI's taxonomy places the organism in Eukaryota, Metazoa, Chordata, Aves, Passeriformes, Icteridae.